AUGGGUUGCUGUCUCAGUAAGAAACGUUCUCCUUCUCCUCCUUCAAAUUCUCUCUCCAAUGGCACCUCUUGUGCUGUUAAAACCCCAGAUCCCAAAAAACCCAUUAAACCGGUGAUUGAGCUGCUGGAGAAUCAAUCAAGAGAAGAAGCUAAACCCAUAAUAUCUGAUAAAUUCCAUCAAGAAGAAGAAAAUGUUGCAACGAAGGAAGUUUCGGUGAGGAAGAGCCAUGAGAGAUCAAAGAAGACAGACUCAGAGGAGGAACCUCCAGCUUCUAUGGCGGCGGAGAAACCAAUCGAUUCGAACUCUAACUCCGUCGUGGUGAGGACAUCAAGCUGCACGAAAGAAGAAGUUGAUGCUAUACUGAUACAAUGUGGGAAGCUAAGCCGGAGCAACUCCGCCGCUAAAACAAGGAGAUAUUCUGGCUCGAAAAGAAGUUUCGAUUUUGACCAGAACCAGAGGAUCCGCGACUUUGGCGGCGGCGAUGCGGAGGAGGAAGUGACGGAGAGGAAGACGCCACAAAGGAAUCGCCACCGUGGAGUAGAGAGAGUGAAUGGUUCGCCUCGUGAACGGAGAAGACGAAGUCCGAGCAGAGAAAGAGAAGAUUCAAAGAGUUACCGAUCAGGGAGCAGAGAGAGAGGAAACGGUAGCGGCGGUGGAAGCAGACGUGUGAGCAGAUCUCCGGGAAAACGAUCGGAGACGACAAACCCUAGUGGCGUUUCGGUAAAUUCAAACGGAAUUAGACCGGGAAAGUUUGUUACAGUUCCGGCGACGGAUAAGAGCAACAUUAACGGAGAUUCCUCGACUAAACGGAUUACUGUGAAAAGAAACAUCGGUGAAGCUUGUAGAGCCGCCGCGUCUCCGGCAAGAACAUCGGCGAAUAAUGUUCAGGCUCCUCUGCCGCCGCCGACGUUAAGCCGAAGCUCUUCACGGAAGGCGGAGCAAUCGCCGUAUAGGAGAAACCCACUCGGAGAAAUCGAUCAAAACUUAACAAAAGUGGACAAUUGCAACAAGAAGAUGAUAAAGAGAGAAAAUUGCAACGAAUCUGCGAAUCAGAAACUCGCGAGACCGCCAAAAGCGAUAAGCAGAAGUAGAUCACUGAGAAAAUCUCGAGAUUUCGAUUUCGUUCCAGAGCCGGAAGAAGACAAGAACACGACAAGCAAUUACACUGCGUUGUUGUUAAAAGACAUUAAGAAUUUCCAUGGGAAGAGUACUGAGGAUCCUGAGGUUUCGUUUAAUCUUCUUCCAUCUUGUGUUACAAAAGCUUGCUCCAUUGUUGAAGCAGUGGCGGAUCUUAACGCUUCUUUGAGCUCUGAUUCGAGCCAGUUUAGAUUCACAUCUACUGUGAAGAAAGCGGAUUUGAUGGAACCAAGCUUUGAGAAGUAUGUGACUUUGAAGAGAGGUGGUUCGUUGGAAGAGCAAGAAUCAUGCGGUAGCAACAAUCUUACGUGACCUGAGUUCGAUUUCAGACAACAAUAAAUGUGUUGUUGUAGUUUCGACUUAAU
Eutrema salsugineum is the source of this 1502-nucleotide messenger RNA. RefSeq lists its product as uncharacterized. Lineage: Eukaryota; Viridiplantae; Streptophyta; Magnoliopsida; Brassicales; Brassicaceae. The record is from RefSeq and is a predicted model, not a curated record. Bases 1 to 1449 code for a protein of 482 amino acids. The transcript has a single exon.